CGACUCGGUCGCCAUUUUGAUUGUAAUUUUGCCGGUAUUUGAAUCGAUUUUGGUAAGUUAUUUGCCGAAAUCUGAUAAAGAAAUGGCGUCUGAUAGUUCAUUAGAUCUUCCUCCGUUAGGACAACCACAUUUAUCGAAGCAAGAUAUCUCAUCAUUGAAUGUUGAGGARCUGAAUCCACUUACUCCAGAUGUAAUUAGUCGACAGGCAACCAUUAAUAUUGGAACAAUUGGUCACGUAGCCCAUGGAAAAUCCACAGUAGUUAAGGCUUUAUCAGGUGUACAAACUGUCCGUUUUAAAAAUGAACUCGAGAGAAAUAUCACAAUCAAACUAGGAUACGCAAAUGCAAAAAAAGAAGACUCCUUUCCUUGUGACAGACCAAACUGUCCUGGAAAAUUCAGACUCAUGAGACAUGUAUCAUUUGUUGACUGUCCUGGUCACGAUAUUCUUAUGGCAACAAUGUUGAACGGUGCAGCUGUCAUGGAUGCAGCUCUUCUUUUGAUUGCUGGAAAUGAGUCUUGUCCGCAGCCUCAAACAUCAGAACAUUUGGCAGCUAUUGAAAUCAUGAAACUAAAACACAUCCUGAUUCUACAAAAUAAAAUUGAUUUAGUCAAGGAAACACAAGCCAAAGAACAAUAUGAACAGAUUCUUAAGUUUGUCCAAGGUACAAUAGCAGAAGGAGCCCCUGUAAUACCAAUAUCAGCACAGCUGAAAUACAACAUUGAAGUUAUCUGUGACUACAUCUGUAGAAAUAUACCAGUYCCUUUAAGAGACUUCACAUCACAACCAAGACUUAUAGUCAUUAGAUCUUUUGAUGUCAAUAAGCCAGGCUGUGAGGUUGAAGAUUUAAAGGGUGGUGUAGCUGGUGGAAGUAUCCUCAGAGGUGUCUUAAAGGUUGGCCAGGAAAUAGAAGUUAGACCAGGAAUUGUAUCCAAGGACAAUGAAGGCAAACUUCAAUGCCGUCCCAUCUACUCGCGUAUAGUUUCUCUUUUUGCUGAACAAAAUGACUUACAUUAUGCAGUGCCUGGUGGCUUAAUAGGUGUUGGAACCAAAAUUGACCCAACAUUAUGUAGAGCAGACAGAAUGGUCGGGCAGGUCCUUGGUGCUGUAGGUGCUCUUCCUGAAAUUUACACAGAACUUGAGAUCAGCUACUUUCUCUUGAGGAGACUGCUGGGUGUGCGAACUGAGGGAGAUAAAAAAGGAGCAAAGGUUACAAAAUUAACAAAGAAUGAAGUUCUUAUGGUAAACAUUGGUUCAUUAUCUACUGGUGGUCGUGUCAUUGCUGUCAAGGCCGAUUUAGCCAAGAUUAUCUUAACUCAGCCAGUCUGUACAGAGAUCGGAGAAAAGAUUGCUCUAAGUAGAAGAGUAGAGAAACAUUGGAGGUUGAUUGGGUGGGGACAAAUACGAAGAGGUGUUACCAUCAAGCCUGAAUCCUAAACAAUAGCUGUCAAUCAUUAGACAAUUAAMACUUACUCGUCAUGUGACUUGUUUCUUCGUAUCAAGCACAUGUAUAUGUCAAUGGAAAUUGAAAAUUGGAAAUGGCUGCUUGACUCAAGGAAUGACACUCUGUUUUAUCGAUGGUAGACUGCAUAAAUGUACUUAUGYUUCUGUCUGUCUGACUGCCUCUUCAAUCUACCAAGAUUAUGAAAACGAUUUACUGGAUAAACGAUGCAACAACGAUGCCUACAGACAGACGAUAAAGUGACACUUGAGUUUAGUCUGAAAUACUUAGAACUUAAUUGAUCUCAAACAUAGCAUUUAGCCUGAUUGCAGUUGGAUCUUCUAUUUUUCCUUACCCUUUCGAAAAAGACWUCUGACUGCAUUCACGCUAAUGAUAUUCAAACGUGGCAACCUCUUCAUAAACGACCGGUCGUUGCACCAAUUUCAGGCUUCUUCCAAACGCGGCACAUCGGUGUCAGGAUGGGUUCUGAAUAAUAAUUGAGCUGCUGUAUUUAAAAAGUUCUGUAACCUUGGCUGUUCGACCAUGUCUACCUCAAAACGACAGGACAGUCGGAGAAUCGGGUGGAUAGAAUUAAAGAAAAUAACUCAAAUGUGAUGGAAAAUGCGUUGAUUUAAUAUAAGUUCAUUUUCACAGCGUC
Molecule: messenger RNA, 2097 nt
Organism: Exaiptasia diaphana
Lineage: Eukaryota; Metazoa; Cnidaria; Anthozoa; Actiniaria; Aiptasiidae
Product: eukaryotic translation initiation factor 2 subunit 3
Biological process (GO): formation of translation preinitiation complex; positive regulation of translational fidelity
Cellular component (GO): eukaryotic translation initiation factor 2 complex; cytosol
Molecular function (GO): tRNA binding; GTPase activity; translation initiation factor activity
Source: RefSeq, a predicted model, not a curated record